Molecule: messenger RNA, 792 nt
Organism: Ordospora pajunii
Lineage: Eukaryota; Fungi; Microsporidia; Ordosporidae
Exons: 1
Coding region: 1-792 (263 amino acids)
Source: RefSeq, a predicted model, not a curated record
AUGUUGAGAAUUUCGAUUGUUCCGGAUACGAAUGUUUUCAUACUGCAUUUAGAUAUGAUUAGAAAGCUGUAUGAGGAUGAGUUUCCGAUAGAUGUAUCAAUGUCUAUAUCGAAGGUUGUUCUACAAGAACUAGAUCACAACAAAGGUAAGAUGGCAGAGGCCAGAAAGGCCAUUAGGUUUCUUGAGAAGGUUUAUAAUGCGUCAAUUACGGAGCUUGAAGGAAAGCUCAAGGACAGCAGCAUGGAUGUUGUUGAUGGAGGCAAGCCUAUGCCUGAGGUGCAUAACAAUGACGACAAGAUCCUGAGCUUUGCAUCAAAGCAGAUCCAUCCAGUUGUUUUGACAAGUGACAAGGCGUUUUAUCUGAAGUCGAAGUGCUAUAAUGUUGAGUCGAUUCUGAUGCAGAGCCUGUCGUAUGAACAGCUGAAGAUCAAGAUUUUAGGGAUUUAUACGGGAAUAGAGCCUAUGGACAUUGAUGAGGAAAACAGUAAGCUGGAUGGAGAUGAGAAGAUAAAAGAACUAAUCCGAGACAAGCUGCUGCCAACCAUUCUGCUGAUAAUGGAGAAAAGCAUAGGAAGGCCUUAUGUUCUUUUUUUCCCGGACGACCUUAAGGCAGUGACUCUUGAGUUUUUGCUGGAUCUGAUAAUCAAGGAGAACGGUUUAUUUCAUCCGUACUUACCUCGGAAGUCAAGGGAAAUAGUGCAGGGGUUGAAGAAGAAGUUCAAGAAUGCAAAAGGGGAAGAGCUUUUGCGGCUUGGCUCUGAACUUUUAAUGAUGUUCAGGAUUGUGUACUAA